AUGUUAUUUGUUUUCUCUCAACAGUUAAAAGAUGUUGAUACUCGGAAAAUCAUAACAGCAAUGCUUUCUUAUGUGUGGCCCAAAGACAGGCCAGAUCUACGAGCUAGAGUUGCCAUUUCCUUGGGAUUUUUGGGUGGUGCAAAGAUCCCAGAGUCAUUAAGAAAUGCUACAUGGCAGAGAUGGGGAAAAGAUAAUUCAAGACAGUUAUUAGAUGCUACAAAGGCUCUCCAGGCAUGGCCACUGAUAGAAAAGAGAACAUGUUGGCAUGGUCAUGCAGGAGGAGGACUCCACACAGACCCAAAAGAAGGGGUAAGAGUGAACAACACAUAACUGGAAGUUCUUGUUGAUGAUUGUGCUUGCAUUAAAGAUAUAUGUAUUUAAGAGUAUCAUAUUCUAAUAUAUAUAUUUUGAGACAGUCUUGCUAUGUAGUCCAGGCUGGCCUUGAAUUUGAAAUCCUCUUGCUUCAUUCAGCUCAGUACUGGGAUUAUAGGUAGG
Messenger RNA from Castor canadensis (American beaver), 495 nucleotides. The record is from RefSeq and is a predicted model, not a curated record. Lineage: Eukaryota; Metazoa; Chordata; Mammalia; Rodentia; Castoridae.